CAGCAGCAGCCUAGCAGCAUCAUUCAGACAGACGCCUGGACACAGCCACGACACUGCAAACAGAUUGUGAGACUGAAACCAAAGGCAGUGAAAGGAGAACAAAUAAAAUAUUUAAAGGUGUGAAGUUCAAAUUACGGAAUUAUACCCCAUCACUAUGGAAACAGAGCCCAUGGUCAGCCCCCAAUCUCCUAAGGGUCCAGUCUCCCAGGAGGAUUGUGGUCUCUGGAUGGAGGUUGGCUGUAAACCGACAGAGGACACAGAUAUGGCCAAAGACAACUCCUCCCUGACUUCUGGGGAAAAGCCCUGUGAGGCCUGGCAGGCUGUCAUACCACCUCCCCCUUUGGUCAGUGCAAGCCACCCCGAUAGGAUGGAAGAGGAUGAUGACGUCUUCAUCCUUUCCCCACCAUGCAAAGACCCCUCUUGUCCAGAAGAGGGCAGCACUACGGAGCCCAAUGUUGGGGCCAUAAGCGUCACAGAGGCUAAAGAAAAUCCCAGGAGCUUAGAUGGAGUUCAGUCUGAGCAGCCUAGCAGCACUCCAGUCAUGGACAAGGCUACAGUAACAGUGGAAGAGGAGCAGCAGACUGAACUGAAGAAGGGAGGAUCUGUGGAUAUCACAGUGCUGACUGAAAUACCUGGCUCUGUCACGCCACCGCCAACAGACAGAUAUAAAGCAGUGGGUGCCAGUAGCCCUGAGCAGCCACAUCCGAACAUGGAAACCAGCAUUCUGAAAGAGACACAUUCUGUCCCAUCAUCACAGACAAGGGAGUCUGAGCCAGAGCACAGCCUUGACAACAAUAGUCAUCCAACCCAUGAAGGGACCAUCAUAGAGCCAGAACAUACAGACGAGACUAACAAUGAUGUUGAGGACAUGGUCGAUGGUAGAUCACUAGACUACGACAUGACCAAAGACGAGUGGGUCAGGAGAGACAGUGCUAGCAGUGAUGUCCAGUGCCUCCAGCCUCACCUAUCUAUUUCAAGAGGCUUAUCCAGAGAACAAGUAUUAGUGCCCUCGCCUCAGUCACCUGCCUCUGAGCAGCAGGAGCAGCAGGUUAGCAGCCUGACAGUAGCUGAAGACAUCCAGCAGGGGGAGCAGCUGCUGCAUCGCCUGCAUCUGGUGCAACAGAGACAGGACGGACAACAGGUGCCACAGGAGCCUCCGCCCGCACACCAGGUAGCCAUGAAGACAACCAAUCAGGAUACAGGCUACCAGGAGGUAGAGCAAAUCGAGUGUAGGAAGGAAGAGGAAGAAGAAGAGGAAGGAGGGAGUGAGGGAAGCGGUGAAGAGAGAGAGCAGGGAGAGAGAGUACAGACUGUCGAGGUGGAAGAGAGAGAGCAGGGAGAGAGAGUACAGACUGUCGAGGUGGAAGAGAGAGAGCAGGGAGAGAGAGUACAGACUGUCGAGGUGGAAGAGAGAGAGCAGGGAGAGGGAGUACAGACUGUCGAGGUGGAAGAGAGAGAUCAGGGAGAGAGAGUACAGACUGUCGAGGUGGAAGAGAGGGCAGCGGUAAGUGAGGAAGACACAGAGAUUCCAGAGAAACAACAUAUUGAAACAGUGGCAGGAGAGAAAGCGGAGGAGGCCCAGUCUCAUCCUUCUGCCCAGCUCAGUGUCCAACCUAUGGUCAGGAUUGAGAUGGAAUGCAGUGACGAUGACCAGAGUGACAGCGGGGUGUCCACUGACUUCUCCCCUGUCAGCACACACGAGAUCCACACGACCACAGCCCCCAUCAUGGACAACAAGGCUCCCCCACCCCAGAAGGAGACUCCCAUCGAGAGGGAGAUCCGGCGAUCUGCUGAAAGGGAGCAGAGCCUGCGUCGGUCCAGGUGCAUGUCAAACACCCAGGAAGGUCAGGAGGUGGUAGACAUCCCCCUGAUGAAGACUCCGCUGCUGGCUAAGACACUGUCCUCUAAGGCUGGGCCGGGGCAGGGCGCUGACUGGCAGUUCUCAGAGAAGAAGAUGCAGAAGGAGAUCAGCCAGGAGAUCCAUAGGGAGCUUGUCCUGGUGAACUUGGGAAAGAUCCCUGGAGUCUACAGCAAGGGAACAGUACGCCAGAUGAGCGAGAGAAAGCUGCUGUUUGAAGCCUUCCAACAAGGCAAUGCAGAAGGACCCACCAGGCACAGGAGACCCCUCACCACAGCAGGCCUGGGGAUGAGAGGUCAUGUCUACCCCUCUGUGCUGGAGAGGACGCGUAGCAUGGAGCUUGUCUCUUUUAAAGGCUGCCCUCUCUCUAGAGCCCACUCCCACCAGCUGUUUGACUUAAAGGCCCAAAAGGAGGCUAACUCAGGCCAAAACCCCAGUGCAGAGAACCAACCCGCCGCUAAAGGAGCAGCGAGGAAGGUGGUUAUUCUGGAAAGUGACGACACAAUCAUAGCCCACUAUCCAAACCGAGACAGAGGAGCUCAGCGCCUCUACAGAAGCCUAGACUGCCUAAGUAUAGGGGGUACUGUCUCUACAGAGGAGGAGCACACGGAUGAGGUGAGGGUAGAACAGCCAGGGGAUGAGGACGACAUCCUCAGGGAGAACCCCUUCUUUAAGCUGCGUCCCUCACUGGCCAUGAAGCCAGAGGUGGAGAGGGACAUCCGGGAAGCCAGGGAGAGGGAGGAGGAGCUGCGCAGGCAGAGGUGUAGUCUGUACGGAGAGGCAGGAGUCGGUGGGGGCAGGCCAGACGGCACAGAGGACCCCAGCCCAGACUCACCUACCACACGCAUUCCCUCAUCCACCUCCUCUUUCACAGCAUCAGUUGAUGGCCGACAAUCCAAGGGGAAGUUGGAUCGGACCUGGCCUCCUCCCAAUCCUAAGAGUGCUAGGGUGAACCCUGGACAAACACAGGAGCCCAAGGUUUACAAGGCAGGCGGCCAGAAAACUCCUCUGUGGCAGCGUUGGGAGGCAGGUAUGGUGAACAGGCCACUGCCACGGGAACAGGACUGAUACUGGAGGUCACCAAUACCAGGACUUCUAUAAGAUUAGCGUUUCAAAUGUAUAAUUAAGGAACUGGGAUGGUAGAACUGCAUAAUUCACUACGACGGGCAGAAACUUGAAUUAGUGUUAGCUUGAACAUUCCAUGCUUUGUAAGACUAAAAUCUGUUUUGUAUAUAACAUUACAAAUUCAUGACAAAUAUUCACAAUGUACAAAAGAUGUCCUCUCUCAUUUAACUGCUCUGCUUGUAAAGGUUUAACUCCUGUUCAGUGUUCGAUCAAAAUGACAAAUGUCAUCCACAAUACAGAGAAAUGUCAUUAUCAAGGACUGCAUAAAUGUGAAGGGAAUCAAAACUACUAUAAAUGUUUCAAUAAACGUAAAAAUGCCCUAAUCAUAUCUCAGUCCGUACAUAUCUCCGUUUUGUCCCAUCAGGCUUAUCAGGAGAAAUGAGGAGAAAUUAAGUGCAUACAUUAAA
Messenger RNA from Oncorhynchus gorbuscha (pink salmon), 3390 nucleotides. RefSeq lists its product as uncharacterized. Bases 155 to 2926 code for a protein of 923 amino acids. The transcript is spliced from 4 exons. NCBI's taxonomy places the organism in Eukaryota, Metazoa, Chordata, Actinopteri, Salmoniformes, Salmonidae. The record is from RefSeq and is a predicted model, not a curated record.